Messenger RNA from Numida meleagris (helmeted guineafowl), 7293 nucleotides. RefSeq names its product NHS like 2 (gene NHSL2). Gene Ontology annotation, biological process: cell differentiation. The record is from RefSeq and is a predicted model, not a curated record. The transcript has 8 exons. Lineage: Eukaryota; Metazoa; Chordata; Aves; Galliformes; Numididae. Bases 2546 to 5620 code for a protein of 1024 amino acids.
CGCAGGGCUGCGGGGAUCGGGCAGGCACUCGGGCACGGGGACACGGAGCUCUUGGGCACGGGGUCAGUGCAGGUCCUCUCCUCCCUUCCCCAGCGUGGCUGCAGUGCGUGCCCUGCUUUCUGCUCCCUGCACGGCCGGGCUGUCCUCGCUGCAAUGAAGCCGGGGCCAUGCCGAGCUCCACGCCGCUCUGCUGUGGCUGCUUUCAGCUCUCGGGCCCCUUUGUCCCGGGGCCUGGCCGCGUUCCCCUCUCAGCCAUUUCCUCGCAUUGUCCCGGCCCCGUGGAGUGCAAAUCCAGCAGGGCACGGGGGAAACGGCGCUUUCCUGCGAGCGCCCGCUCCCAGCGCGGGGCCGCAGCCUCCAUGCAGGCCGACCCCACUGGCUCCCACCCGAUGUCCCCCCUCGCCGUGUCCCUGCGCCCGCCUGUCACUGCACGGGUGACAGCUGGUUGCUGUGGUGACUGUUCCCAAAGCAGCACGGCACCCCUGCGUGCCCCCACAUGCGGAGCUGGGGAGGAGGGACCCCCCUGCCUAUCCCCACUGGGGACCCCUCGGCUCUGGCCCUACACAGGGUGUGGGGUGAAGGAGGGAUCCAGCUGGAGAAAUGGGUUUGUGGCUGUUUCUCCUGAUGGCACCUCAGGGCUUUGGCACGGCGUUCACUCUGAACCCUACUGAUGGACCGUGGUGUUUCCUGCUCUGCUGCUGGUGCUCUCUCUUGCAAUGCAGCCUUUCCCUGCACGCUGGGUGACCCCCCCCAGCUGCUUACCCACCCACCCCAACAGCUCCUGCAGCACUGCUGUCUGCUGUCAGUGCAAAAUCAGCUGACAGCGUGUGAAACGGGGAGGGUAAGGAGAGCCCAGAUCUGCCGGAGCUGUUCUUGCACAUUACAGCCCUGCAGGACGUGCAGGUGUGGGGUCGCGGUGUGGGCGCCCACCUAAAAGCCUGCAGCCUCCAUGGCCUCACCCCACGGCACAGCGUCCGUGGGGAUGUUCCUUCCCUUGGGCACACUCCAUCCCAUGCACUCUCUCCUGCUGUGGGGCACGCGGGCCUUCAGUGGGGCGCUGCUCUAUGGGAACGCUGUAUGGUGUCCGUGCACAGUGCUGCUGUGUCUCUGUGGGGCUGCUGGCCCGGCGGCUCCGAGUCCAGCAUGGGGCAAGGUGGGACAGGAGGCACUUUGCUGGUGGCUGCCAGCUCCCACCGCUUGCUAUUUUCUCUUCCUCUCCGCUCGUCGAGGAGCAGCGUGCACUCUGGCUCCGGCCCAUAGGGAAUGUCAUUGCGCCACGCGUUGUGCCGUGCCGCCGGGUCGGGGCUCUCGCUCAGAGCAUUGCGGAGCGUUGCCGGCACUGCGGCGCAGUGGAGUUUGGGUCACUGUUGGGAUCUCUCUCUGAGCUUCGAGGUUUCCAGCCCGCUGCACCAGGGCUGGAUGCUGCUGUGCCAGCGCCUGUUGCCAUGGCCGCUCGGCUAACGGUGCCUCUGCUGCUGCUGUUCCAUCGCUCCUGGGGUACCUCUGCAGUGCCGGAGCUCCCUGCUUGCUUCGGGAAGGCUUGAGAAGGGGAAUUUUGGCGGCAUCAUCUCACCAUAGCUUUGCCCCGAAUCGAAUCGGCUCUCGAUGGCUCUGUCGAACAUCUCCCUGUGGAUUCGGGGUGCCUGGGCAGUAGGUAAAUGCGGCUGCUGGCGUGGAGCGGGGUGGCUCAGAGAUGCUCAGGGCAGGCGCGUGUGUUGUGCCCCACAUCGGGCGGUCCUGGGGGAGAGCAAAGCCCGGUUCAUGCUUGAUGCCGGUCCUAAGGUGGGAGCAAACUCCCUGUGACUACAGCCCCCGACCUCACACCGCCAUCAGCACAUCGGCCUGAGCCUGAACGCUUGCUUACGCUCUCUGCGAACCGUCCCCGACGUCGCGGUGCUGCUGCGUGGCCAUGCACACAGAUGCUGCCCUGGCCCUGGGGUUUGGGGCAGAGCUGUCCCCAGGUGGGACAGGACCCUGGGAGACAUCAUGCCUCCUUUGGGUGACCCUGGCAGCUGUGCCUCGGUUUCCCCCCAGCAGUGAGGCAUGCAUCAGGGAUGCGUGAUGGAGCUGAGUGCCCUCGGGAGUCCAGAGGGAUGGUGCUGCUGGCUCCUUGUGCCACACGGCAGAGCCACGGCGUGAUGCUCAACACUCCGAGCACCCGCUCCCGAGGAGCACCACCCAAAGCACCGCGGCGUUACGUUCGCUCCUGCAUGCAACCUGAGCUAUGCAUGCACCGUGCCCGGGUGGCCCAAGGGGUGUUCCUCGUGCAGGCGGGGUGGCACGGUGUCAGAGCCCAGGGAUAGCUGUGGGCUCCCCCCCCCAUGCUGCCCAGCUGUGCUUCCGCUUUGCUCAAGGGCGGCUCCAGGUUUCAGUGCUGCCGUUUGCCCGCUGGGCUCCAGCCGGCGUGGUGGGCCCCCAGGGGUGCUGAGGCGGCCAGGGCGGAGCCACCUCUAACCUGGACUUGGAGAGCAAGAAGGCCGCCCCCGCCAAGCUGUCAUGGCAGCAGCCGGUGAACGUCUUCCUGGCCGCCGGCCGCCCGCCCGGCAUGGAGCAGCUGCACCAGGAGGCUCAGCUCAACCUGCAGAGCCUGCUGCAAGAGGAGUAUGAGGAGCAGUACGCCGAGAGCAGGGUGACCGGGCAGACCUUCCGCGCCGCCGGCCACCCAUCUCCCAGCACCCCCCCGGAGCCCUCGCCCCGGCCCCUGCCUUCCAAGCGCCUCGAGUUUGUGCUUAUGCCCCCGAGCCGGCGAGCCGACGAGGAGGAGAGCAGCAGUGCCAGCACGCUGGGCGUGAGGCCCCCCGACACCUCCCUGAGCCUCCCCACCACGCCUGACAAGCAGACAGCCUGGCCCAGGGCCUUCCCCCUGCCCACUGUGGAGGAGAAGCAGUGGCCCCAGUCCUGCUCUGUGCAGACCAACGUGGUCCCUAUCAAUGUCUCGGGGCAGCACUUUGCUAGGCACGCGAGUGCUCGUCACUCCCUGUUUAACACAGAGACCGCGAUGAACCCCAAGUCCACCCUGCGGCGUAGACGGACCGUUAUCGGAUUCCCUAACAUGUCCCUGCGAGACCAAGGCAGCGCCAACGGCCCUGCGCACACCUCGCACCCGCCCAUCGCCGAGUCCCUGUCCUGCAGCUUUGAGGUCACAAGUGGGAGGAAGCCCUCCCAGGAGACCAGCCCCCACCAGCCGCUCUCUGCCCCACUGAGGAAGACCUUCAGUGACCUCGGAGGCACGCUGCAGGCGCGCUGCUGCCCUCCACCAUCCUCCAUGGACAACGUGUCCGCCCCUGGCACCUGCAACGGGCCGCAGGGCUCCUCUUAUCCCCCACCCUGGGGUGCCAACUCCUUUGGAUACACCACCCCCCCCAGCCCUGCUGCUGGCCAGGAGGUCUCACCGGGCAGCUCCGCCAUGGGCUCACCUGCCGGCACCGAGCGGGCCGCCUCCUUCUUCAUUGCCCAAGAGGAGCGUGCAGGGAGCACUGGGCCCAGCUCCUUCUCUGCCGCAACGCCUGAGUCUCCUUCUGGCUCCGGGGGAAUCCGGAGAUGUGAUGGCCAAGAAGCCAGGGUGAACUUUUCACCCACAAGCAAAGAGCCGGAGCCAGCACCAGAGCCGUCGCGCCUGGGGGUGGAGCGGGGAGGGUGCCGCUUCCGCGAGCGCUCGCUGUCGGUGCCCACCGACUCGGGGUCCCUCUGCUCCGUGGACAUUGCCUACGCCGAAGCCCGGCGGGGCAGCACCAACUGCGCCCUGGGCUACCCCAGCGCCGGCUCUGAGGGCAGCACCAGCACCGAUAACAUCUCGCUGGGGCCAGAGCUGGAUGGGCAGCGGCGGCGGCGCUCCAAGAGCAUCUCCCUCAAGAAGGCCAAGAAGAAGCCCUCGCCGCCCACCCGCAGCGUCUCUCUGAUCAAGGAUGGGCAGGACAGCCCGGCCGCUCUGGGGUUGCCCCACGAUCAGAGACCCAAGAGCCUGUGCAUCCCUCUGGACACUGCUGGGCACCGGGUGGUGCACGCGGACCCCCAGGGCAGGGAGCCCGACAGCCCGGCUGCCCCCCACCAGUGGUACCUGGCAAACUGGAAGAGUGGUGAGCCCUAUCGGUCCCUCUCCGGCUCCAGCACAGCCACAGGGACCACGGCCAUUGAGUGCGUGAAGGCACGGGGCAGCUCGGAGUCCCUCAUGUCCCCCUCUAUCUCCAGGGCCACGACACCCUCCCAGCUCUCAGCAGAGGCUGACCUCAAAACCUCCUCCCCGGGCAGGCCCACAGGGCUGAUGUCCCCAUCCAGCGGGUACUCCAGCCAGUCAGAGACCCCCACACCCACCGUCCCCACCUCAGCCAUCCUCGGGCACUCACCGCACCAGGUGCGGGUGAGGCCGCUGGUUCCCGAGAGGAAGUCCUCGCUGCCCCCCACGUCCCCCAUGGAGCGGAGCCCCAAGUCCAGGCUGUCCUUCGAGCUGCCACUCACGCCACCCGCCCACCUCGACCUCUCGGGGCUGAAGAUCUCCCUGAAGGGGAAGACGAAGGUCAGCCGGCACCACUCCGACUCCACCUUUGGCACCAAGCUGGCCCAGAAGACCAGCCCCAUCCAGCCCAUCAUGCCUGUGGUCACGCAGUCCGACCUGCGCUCUGUCCGCCUGCGCUCCAUCAGCCGCUCCGAGCCAGAGGACAACACUGAUGGCCCAGAGCAUGCUGAGGAACCACCACGCGUCCCCUGCCCGGGGCCAGAGAGGAAGGUGAAGCCACCGGUAGCAGAGAAGCCACCGUUGGCCAAGCGGCCCCCAUGCAUCCUGCCCAAGCCCAUGGCCCUGAGGGAGGAGGGCCCCCUGUCCCCCACGUCCCCGCCGAGCAUCGCCACCAAAGACAGCUUAGUGCUGCGGAAAGGGGAUCCGUGGAGGGGCCCGGGGCAGCCCCGGCGGCUCUCGCAGGGCAGCCUGGAGGACAAGCCGCGGUCAGAGGCAGAGCGGAGGAAGGCCAAGGUGCCGCCGCCGGUGCCCAAGAAGCCCAGCGUGCUCUACCUGCCACUCACCCCGGCCCCGGUGCAGCAUGUGGGGGGUGUGGGGGACCCAGCGCCCACCCCCAGCCCCAUCAUCACGCUGGAUGCAGAACCCAGCUGCUGCCAACCUGACACUGAUGGCCCAACACCCACUGAGGUCCCAGGCACUGCUCAAGCUUCCGAGACCCCCUCGGAGCAAGGCAGCUCGUCUGAGGCUGGCACAGAGGAGAAGAGCUUCGCCAGUGACAAGACGGCCGACUCCAUCGCUGAGGAAGAUGACGAUGUCUUCAUGGCAUCCCGCACCACAGAGGAUCUCUUCACCGUCAUCCACAGGUCCAAGAGGAAGGUUCUGGGGCGGAAGGAGCCUGGAGACAGCUUUAGCAGCCGGCCCAAUUCCCACUCUCCUGUGAAGACAUCAGGCUCACCAACCAGCGAGUCCCCUGCAGCAGCAGUGAGCACCGGGAAGUCCUCCAGCAGGAAUGAAGAUUUUAAGGCUCUGCUCCAGAAGAAGAGCAGUAAAACCAGCAGCGGUACCCGGCCAUCUGCGGCUGAACUGCUCAAGACCACAAACCCACUGGCUCGAAGGGUCAUGAUGGAGUUCGCCCCUGAGCUAGAUGGUGCGAACAGCCAGCCCUAACCUUGCACAGAGCCUUCUGGCCACAAAGGGCUCAGGUCGGUGCAGAGGGAGCUGUGCUGCGGGCAGUAGCUUUAGGCACUCAGGUCACUGCAGAAGGGAUGUCCCGGCUGCCCCGCUGGGGCUUCUUUCGUGCUUUCAUUUCUUCCUUGGCAAAUCCUCUUUGGUUCCUCUCCAGUGGGAGAGCUGCCAGCAGAGAAGCAGCGUUGGGACCUGAGGGCCCCAUGUCCCUGGUGAGCUGCUGGCAGGAGGGGAGAGGCAGACGUGCAGCACCGCAGUGGGGGCCAGGACCUGGCAGCUCCCACGCUGCUGGGACAGCGGCUCCUGCCGCUCCUCGGGAACACGGCAGCACUGCGGCUCCGGGCACCCUCCAGCACCCGCAGCGAAGCUAGCUUGAAACUGUUUGGUCACUCGGCAUGUGGUACUUUAAAUAGCUUUUUCUAAUGCACAAUGGUGAUGAUGUUUUAUUCUCUUUCAUUUGACGUUGUGCCAUCAGUUUCCCAGGCAAAGGUCCCAGGUUUCGAGUUCAGCUGGAAACACGGAGAUUUACUUUGGGGCCGCUUGGACAGGAGGUUGCUUUGGAAGAGCCACAGACCAUUCCUGCUCGUUGUCCAAAGCAUCCUCCCUGCUGCACGGGGAGCAGGCGCCUGCUGUCUGCAGCCUGUGCAGUGACCUCAGGCCCCUCGAAAGCCCCUGACAAUGCUGCAUUCCAGAGAGCUCUUCAGCCCUCAAUGCAAACACAGACCUUCCCUCCCUGCCUCUGCCAUCGGACUGAAGUGUCCUGCAGAAGUGGGGCGGUCUUGUGCCUCCUGCAGACAUCUACAGCCUCCAUUGAUGGAGUUCCUACAGCUGCUGGCCAAACCCAGCCAGCGGCUGGGAUGGAGGGCUGUACUCUGACUCCGGCAGCUUCCCAGUUUCUGCGCCUGGGGUUCACCCCACUGCUGUCCCCAUGCUGCUGGCGCUGUUGCCAUUCCCCUGGCACAAGCUGGACCCCACAGACUGUGCACCGGGGCUGCAGCAGAGGCCACAGUGAGGAGUGGUGGGGCAGGGACAGCCAGGGGAUGGGAGCUGAGCUGAAACACCAUCUCUCUUCUUCCUUGGGGCAAGAAAGGGCCAGACAGCAACUAGCAGAGAAACAGGGUGCUAGGAAAGUUUGUGCUUUAUUUUUUUGCAUAUUUCUGCCAGCUCCCGUGUACCGCAGCCUCCCUGCAGUGGGGCAGAGCAAUGUGGCCAGGGCCGAGCAGCAGUGGGGGCACAGCCCCGGGGGCCAGGGGUGGUCUGGGGGUCCUGUGCCCUCCCAGGGAGCACGGCCCCUGUGGACACGCCCCGUGCUGGAUCUGACCCUCAGAGUGGCUCUGCUGUCCUCGCUUGCUUGUUUUUAACCCCUCCUGUUACUCGCACUUGCUCCCUUCCCUCUCAUGGGAUGGCAGAUUUCAGCGUGACAUUAGGAUCUAGGCUGAGAAACUCAGGAAAAGAAAAGAAGGAAUUUAAAAAAAAGAAAAAAGGGAAAAAAAAAAAAACAACAACUCUAACAUAUCUCCGUGGUUCAUCCGGACCCUGCGGCACCCACGGAGGUGGAAGAGAGGAGAAGCCCGCAGGCAACCGCCCACACAAGCCUGGCCGGCAGGGCCACCCCGAACACGCCCAGGGAGCGGGGCAGGCCUAGGCCUUGGGGG